AUGCAGCAGAACCCGGGGGAAUCACUUCGGUCGUAUGUCCAGAGGUUCCACGAAGAAAGCGUGCAGAUACCUAACCCUAAUGAGCAGGUCACCAUCGCCGCUUUAACCCAUGGGCUCGUUGCCGGGGUAUUCAACACGGGGAUCCACAAGAAAUAUCCCCGUUCACUCCACGAAUUAUGGUUGAAGGUCGAGAAGGGCAUACAGGCCGAUGACCUCAACCGCAUGAAAAAAGAAGUCCAAGCUGCUCGCCCGAGGGCUGACCCCCGAAAGGGCAAAGAACUUGGCCGAACUGAAACGGGGACAGGAAGCGGCUUCCAAAGUCCCGGCCGGGAUCGGCGCAGUGUGUUCGAUAGGAUCUCCAAGGGGAAGUCACCCAUCCCAGAGUCCGAACUGACUCCCCUUAACACCACCCGAUCUCGGGUGUUAUCCGUAAUGGAACAAAACAACCUUGGAAAAGCUCCUCCCAAGAUGUUCGGCAGCAGAGACAAGAGAAACUCAAACCUCUACUGUCUGUAUCACCGGGAUAUAAGGCAUGAAACCGAGGAUUGUAACGAUCUCAAGAAGGAGAUCGAGAACCUCAUCCGACAAGGACACUUGAAGCAGUUCAUCCGCCGAGGUGGAGGUCAUCAGCGUGACGAAAACCGACUUGAUAGACGGGGUGAUCAACGCCGAGACGAGAGGCGGACGUCGAGAAGCAGCUGCAGGCCUCCUGAGGAUCCUAGGGAGACAAAAAGGCCUCCCCGAGACGAAUCAUCGGGCCAUGGGUUGGGGUACGGGCCAAAUAUCGCCGGAGUCAUUAACACUAUUGCCGGAGGUCCGACGGGAGGAGAUAGCCAGAACUCCCAGAAGAGGACCUACAGGCAAGCCAAUCCGGAUCAGGCAGAGUCACGUUCUCGCCUAUCCGAAGUCAUUUCCUAUGGCCCUGUCGAUCCUGUCCCAGCUGCCUCGAGUAGCCACGAAGCUUUGGUGAUUGAAGUCCUCACCAAUAACUAUAUCGUGAAAAAGGUUUACAUUGACCCGGGGAGCUCAGUUGACGUCAUGUACCUCCGUAACUUUGAGAGUCUUAAACUGGCCAAGGAGAGCAUGACCCCGGUAAGAACCCCUCUUGUCGGGUUCGGGGGACACAUUGUGCACCCCGAAGGGAUGGUGACUUUGACAGUGACUGUAGGGCGUCACCCCCGCUGCAGAACCAUCCCCGUCAACUUCGCAGUAGUCAAGGCUGACUCCCCAUACAACUUACUACUCGGCCGACCUACGCUCAAUGCUUUGCGGGCAGUGUACUCCACCUACCACUUAAGCUUCAAGUUUCCUACUCCUGCGGGAGUGGCCGAGGUCAGCAGCGACGUCUGCGCUGCCCGAGAAUGCUACCUCCCUCUACAAGCAAGCUCCCAUCAACCUCCGGAGCGGCUCGAGAAGAGGUCAAUAUCCUCACCAUAG
Coffea eugenioides is the source of this 1437-nucleotide messenger RNA. RefSeq lists its product as uncharacterized. The coding region runs from base 1 to 1437 and encodes 478 amino acids. The transcript has a single exon. The record is from RefSeq and is a predicted model, not a curated record. Lineage: Eukaryota; Viridiplantae; Streptophyta; Magnoliopsida; Gentianales; Rubiaceae.